UUUAUCUGUGCGUACGUGAACGCACCCAUUGAUUGAAUAUUUCUCUACACUUCUAUUUGCACGUGUGUUUACGUUUUCUACUUGAAUAAAAAAAAAAAAAUACCGAAAAAGUUUCAUUAAAAUUGGUUAAAAAGAAUGUUAAAGCGGGCUCAUCUGUUUGUGCUGUCCAAGGCAGACCGAUUAAUACGAAACAAUACCAGUUUUUCUGCUACAAUGUCCGAUGCUAUUGAUGCAUUUAAUCAGAAAAAAGAGGAACUUAAACAACAAAAACUUGAACAUAAGGCACGCUGCAUUAAAAAACGACAAUGGGUCGAAAGUAAGCUCACCGAAGAAGAGAUUGCUGCCAAGCGCGCCAACUUUGAUCCAGCUGAUAGAAUAAAAAGAAAAAAAUGUGCCCUUUUGAUGGGGUAUUGUGGUGCAGAUUACUAUGGCAUGCAACGCAAUCCGGGAAUGCAGACGAUCGAAGAAGAUCUUUUUAAUGCUAUGUUAAAACACAAAUGGAUCACGGAAGAAGGGUUCAAUCAGGCCCAGCAAACACAGUUUCAAAGGGCUGCUCGAACAGACAAAGGUGUUUCUGCAGCACGACAAAUAUGUUCCAUAAAAUUGCCGGACGAUAUCGAUGUAGGUGCCCUUAAUUCAGAUCUUCCUGAAGUAAUUCGGGUUUUUGCAGUUAAACGUGUUACAAAAGGAUUCAAUGCAAAGGAUAAGUGCAAUGCUAGAACGUAUACCUACACGCUUCCUUCGGUAGCCUUCCAGGAUCAUUCUAAUGAACUGAAUAUGGAAACAUAUCGAAUAUCUAAUGAAGUUUUGGAAAGGGUUAAUUCAGUUUUGAAACUCUAUGAAGGAACCAAAAACUAUCAUAAUUUUACAAGCAAGAAAAAUUUUUUAGACCCGUCAUCUAAACGUUUCAUGAUGUCAUUCACAUCCAGUGAACCAUUUGUCAGUCCUCAGGGCAUUGAAUUUCUCACAUUAAAGGUUAAGGGUCAGAGUUUUAUGCUGCAUCAAAUUAGAAAAAUGGUUGGAGUAGCAAUAUCAGUGGUCCGAGGAAAUACCACCGAAGCAACAAUAGCUCGAGCAUUUACAGAGGAACGAUUGGACCUACCAAUGGCCCCCGGAUUGGGUUUAGUACUUGAUCAGGUACAUUAUGACCGAUAUAAUGACCGAUAUGGUGAAGACGGAAUUCAUCAGCCAUUAACAUGGGACGAAUUGGAACCAGAAAUAGAGAAGUUCGUUGAGAAAUAUAUUUAUUCUAAUAUUUAUGAUACGGAAUUCAAGGAGAAAUCUAUGAUUGAGUGGUUGGAGACUUUGAAAUUACAUUCUUAUGAUGUAAGGGACAAUAAGGAUGAGAUGAAUGUUUCUGAAGCAAUUGUUGCAACAACAGUUCAAAUAACUCAAUAAAACAACUGACAUUAA
Molecule: messenger RNA, 1413 nt
Organism: Episyrphus balteatus (marmalade hoverfly)
Lineage: Eukaryota; Metazoa; Arthropoda; Insecta; Diptera; Syrphidae
Gene: Pus1
Product: pseudouridylate synthase 1 homolog
Exons: 4
Coding region: 136-1398 (420 amino acids)
Biological process (GO): tRNA pseudouridine synthesis; mRNA pseudouridine synthesis
Cellular component (GO): nucleus
Molecular function (GO): pseudouridine synthase activity; RNA binding
Source: RefSeq, a predicted model, not a curated record